This is a messenger RNA of Phlebotomus argentipes, 1656 nucleotides long. RefSeq names its product perilipin-4-like. The coding region runs from base 1 to 1656 and encodes 551 amino acids. The transcript has 3 exons. Lineage: Eukaryota; Metazoa; Arthropoda; Insecta; Diptera; Psychodidae. The record is from RefSeq and is a predicted model, not a curated record.
AUGAAGAUAAUAGUAAUAGUGCUGAUAUUGGGAAUUCUUGUGGACGGAAUAAGUGCGUCAAAGGAUGCGAGAAGUGAUUUGGAACAGAGCCGAGGAUUCUUGACUAAUGCCAUUGGUGGUGCGAUUAAUCUGUUGACUAGCGUUGGCACUGGAAUCGCAACUAGCAUCCAGCAAGCAGUCUCUAAUAUAGGAAAUGUGAUAACUCAGAAAGUCAAUCAAGCCACACAAUCCGCAGGCAGCACAAUAAAUCAAAUAAUACAAGUCCACAAAGAUGUUCACAACAAAACAGCAUCGACAAUUCAGAACAUAGCCAACGAGGUUCUGCAUGGAGUCAACACUCAUGUCACCAUCACAAAGAAUCUCACUGAAGCUGUAGCCACGGCUUUGGCAAACCAUAUCAAGAAGACAAUGCAAACGACUAACAUCACCCUUGGCGGUGUGGUAAGUAUCGUCGAGACUGUGAUAGACGCUGGGCACAAGCACUUGGAGAUUCUCCUCAAGGGAGCCACAAAUCACACAGCAAUAAUAGUUGAGAGCGUUGGAGACCUUGUUAAGGGAUUGGUUUCUGCUUUGAAUGCCACCAAGAUAGGUCAACUCCAUCACUUACCCAAUCUUCUGCUCGCCGGAGUCACGGAUAUCUUGACGCAUCUCGUGAAUUCAACAGUUUCCCUCACGAAGGUCAACAGCACAAAGAUUUUAAUGUCGGCCUUUGUGAAAACGGCGGGAAAUGUUGUGGAUUCUCUUAUAAAUGUCCUCCUUCUAGUCACCAAUAAGACAGGAAAUGCGACAAAACACAACUUUGGACACAGCACAACUGCUCUGCUUCAGAGCUUUGCCGGACUUUUCGACAAUCUGGCCGACAUCACUAAAGAAAUAUUGAAUGGAACAAAGAUAAUCCUUGUGGAUAAGUUUGUCAACAAAACCGAUGCACUCGUGCAAGUUGUUAGCAACAUAGCAGACCUCAUAACAGAUCCUGCAAUAUCCUUUACGGAAUCGCUCGUGGACAAACUUAAUAUAACAUCAACGAUACUUGUAGAUAAGAUACACGAUGUCUUUGGAGCGAUAUUCAACAUAUCCACAGAUGCAGUUGAGAAGAUAGUUGAUGGGGUGCACAAGACAGUCAAUGGCACAGCAGUGACUCUCUUGUCCAAAAUACCUAAGUUCCAGCGUUUGGUCACUAACACCACAACCAAAUUGGCCGCCAUUCUCAAUGAUAAGAUAAAGAAGCAUAACAGCACACUGCUGGCCAUCAUGUCUAAGAUAGGAAAUAAUGGCACCAAGUUGAUGGACAAGUCACUAGCUUCAAUAGGGAAGAUGCUGGGCAACAUAACCACAGGUUUCCAGAAUAUUUUAUUCACCACGAAGAAUGCCCUCAUGAACGUCACAAAGACACUUGGAGGGACGAUAACAUCAGUGGCUAAAGGGGUGAUUCAAUUGGCUAACAAUGUAACCAAAAAGCUAGGUGAUUUUGUAGCAGGAAAAUUGGAUUGCGCAGCAGAUUUACUGCCGAACGUGGUGAAAACAGUUCAAGGAUUGGGCAAUCAUACUGUCGGCUGUGCGGUGUCGAAACUGAGUCACGUAUUGGGACAUGUUGUGCAGAACACAACAGCUUUGGCUGGAGUGACUGGGAAAGUCUUUACAGGACUGCCUGUUUAA